CUGCAAACUCCAGCCUUUUUUUACUCUACACACAGAGAUAUACAUAUACAUUUACAUAUAUAUAAUAUAAUACAUAUACCUAUCUCGGCCCCACUCUACAAUACAUGGAUACAUACACUACUGCAACCUCAGAUCCAAAAGCAAGCAAGCUAAACAAGCUCUUCUGAUCUCCUCCGGCACCGGCGCCGCCGCCGCCAUGUCGUACCAGCAAGAGCCGACGACGCCAUUCCGGUGGCACUACGCCGAAUUCGACGACAGCAAUUUCCAAAUCCGCGGCCGUACGCUCUUCUUCAUCAUCGUCCUCUUCUCCGUCAUUCUCGUCGUCGCACUCCUCUUCCUCUACGCCCGCUGGGUCUGCCGCUCCGGCCACUCGUCGCCGGCGCCGGCGCCGGCGCCGCAAGGGCUGUCGCUCUCCACCGCGCAAUUGGCCGGCGCCGGCGGCCUCGACCCGGCUACGAUUAAUAGCUUUCCGAUUGUGCUCCACAAGCUCGGCUCGUCCGGCGGCGCCGACGCCGAAUGCUGCAUAUGCCUCGGAGUCUUCGCCGAUGGGGACAAAGUGAAAGUGCUGCCGCAAUGCAACCAUCGCUUUCAUUCUGACUGUGUGGAUAAGUGGCUCGCGGCUCAGCCGAGCUGCCCGCUCUGCCGAGCCGAGCUCAGAGCCGACUCGCUUGUCUGAUUCGGCAGUCCGUGUCUGUAGCUUCUUUC
Molecule: messenger RNA, 705 nt
Organism: Andrographis paniculata
Lineage: Eukaryota; Viridiplantae; Streptophyta; Magnoliopsida; Lamiales; Acanthaceae
Product: RING-H2 finger protein ATL66-like
Exons: 1
Coding region: 197-676 (159 amino acids)
Source: RefSeq, a predicted model, not a curated record